CUGUCAGCGCCGGCCGGUGGCAGCACAAGACGUGCCAUUCGACAACACUCUACCCCAUGUGGCCAUUGCCAUUGUAGCGCCAACGAAUACCGCGAUUCAGUCUCCACCAUCGUAUCUCUAACUUUACUGAGUCGCACCCACGCCCGCACCACAGCCACCAAUCUCUCUCUGCCCACUCGCGGCUGUCCCAGGCAUCAUGGCUCGCGGCGACCGCGGACCCAAGAAGUUUUCCUUCCCACUGCCUCGCCGCUCGCGAUCCAAACUUGACGUCCACGACGUCCACCCUGCCCCAUCGAUACCCUCUGGCCCCGAGAGGCCCUCCCGUCACGAAGAUACGUCCAGCAAAGCACAUCGAGUACUGGGCACGUCCGAUGCCCUGCAUCGCUCGACAUCAAGACAGUCGACAAUCCCACCAAGUCCUGGUUACAUGUCCAUUACCGUAUCCGAGGCUAGUUUCGGCUCUCACAUCGACGAGAGAAACUCGCAAACAGCCACGGAGAACAGUGGACACCCGAAACGACCCAGCAUGUCAAAACGACCAUCGUCCAACGUCCUAGGACGCACCUAUACUGGAGAAAGUAGGCAGGGCUCUGACAACGGUUCCGUCACUCACCGGCUACACCCACAAACGUCCAACUCGACCCUGAGAUCGCACUACGACGCGAAGAGUUCACCCCUGUACAUCUCACAGCAAACCUCCGAUUCGGCAGUCCGAGAUAGAGCGUUACGAAGAGGACAGCCUCCGGUAUUGACGGACCAUGGUUACGACAACUAUGAUGCCAGUCCAAUGUCGCCUGCCAUCCUGGAUGAAACGAGGAAGAAGGAAUACCGAAAAAGCAAACCUGCCCGCCUGGAUCUGUCCAAACUGUUCCCCAAGCCCAAGGACAACAGUGAUGGACCCAACUAUGGUACAUUGCUUUCGCCCACCAAGAUGGUGAACUCACCGGCUGCCAUGUCCAUGAACUCGGAGUACUUCCCUCACCCAAUGACGAGGCACCCGACACCACAAGCAGGACCUGCCAAGCUGCAGAAGCCUAACGUGAAGUAUCAGAAUCCUCCAACAAGGACUCCCCCAAGUCCAGUACGCAAAGUCAAGCGGGAUCAAUAUGACAAUGCGAAAAUACAUGUACGACGACCACCAAAAGGCGUGCAGCAUUGGUUUGAUGCGCUCGACGAGGAGAGCGAAGACAGCCAGGCGGAAGAAACACAGCAGCCACAUGACGAUGCUAUAUAUUCAGAUCUCAAACCUGUUGUGCCAGACCAUAGCUAUACCGCUGGUGAGCCCUCGCGAGGCAGAAGUGCAUCAAACUACAGUCGUCGAUCGCAGGAUCCCACACCAGCGUACAAACGGGACAGCUUCGCGCUCGAGGACAUUGUUGACAUUACUCAUCUAACCUCACCUAGCCAGUACUCAGUAGACACGUAUCGAACGUAUUCUACGUCAAAGACUAAAGAGUCUGCCCUUUCCAAGACCAACCUUAAAGACUCUAGCGUCUUGUCUUUUUCGUCAUCUGAAGACGAGAGCGACAACCGGUCACGAUCUCGCAAGGGCAGCGUUCGCAAGAGCUUGGACAGUGGCGACUACACAGGGGAGAUUGUCAUUGGACGAGCACAGGCAUAUGAAGUUCGCCCACACCGUCGUGGGCAAUCAUCUGGAAAGAUGAGCACACUCUCGACAUCUACAACGGCCACCAUGGAAGUGAUGUACAUGCCGGAGCCGCCACCUCUCCCAUCGUAUCAUUAUCCUCGAAACAGUACUCACAGUGGUGGUAGACGGAUAAGCCACGUGAGGCAGCCUUCGGUCAUUCAUGAACACGAAGAUUCCCGCCCACAGACUGCUGUUACCACACCAGUGUCACCUACGGCACAUAGCGUUGUGAGUGCGCGCACGUCAGCAAGUGCGCCGCAGCCCCAAUCGGAAGGGUCGCGCAAAUAUAUGCAAGUGACGGCAGAAGAGGAGGCUUUGCUGGAGCUGAUGAGAAAGAAACGCGCAGCUAUGAACAAACAGAGCGCAUCGCAGGCGCCCACACGGGAACAAGAGAAGCAGCUCAAGCCGGCAGCGGAAAGGUCUCCACCACACCGCACGUCCGCCUUUCUUUCAACAGAUUCUCGGGAGUCAAGUCAUGUAAGAUCCACUGAGACCAGGUCCAAGCACCGGGCAUCUGCAGGUACAUCUUCGUCGCUUGCGCCAUCACGUGGCAGAUCCUCGACGACUGAAAGCCAGGCAACUACCAGCCAACUCCGCGAUAGUUCCGUAAGCGACACAUGGUCAGACCGCAACUACUCUCCUGCUAGUCGAGGAAGGCUGCCGCACCACUUCCCAAUGCCCUCCGGGUUUUCACAAGUGGAUCCGUUCCCGCCUACGUCCCCAACACUUGCUGCUAGCAUAGCAUCACCCACGACUACUGACCACCCAUCACCUCUACCCUCGCCAAUGACGCCCGCACUUUACACUGACGACCAGGACGUAGUCAAGGUGGCGAGCAGUGAUACCAGUAACGAGCUUGAGGAAUUCCCUAUGCUCGAUCAAGGUGUCAUUAGUUCACCGCCAGAGAGAAUGAAAGAUGAACCAUUCCAUCGCCGCAGUAGGACUGCAUCCAGUCCCACGGCAAUCUCAUUCCCGGUACCUCCCACGUCUACUGGUUUUAGAGAUUUGGCCCCAGUCUCUGAAGCCUCGUCUCGUGCUCCUAGCAUCGUCGAGCCACCAGUCCCGAAACCCUCAAAGAAGGUCGCCCGACACAUAAGUGAACUGGCGCUCGCGGGCGCCGAAACGCGAAAUCGACAGAGCAGCAUUCACUCUACCGGAUCACGUACGUCUGUCUACUCACAAACGUCAAGCUACUACAAGAGCGCUAGCACAAGAAGAUCACGCCACCUGAGUCCAGAUGACAACAUCACGAGUAGCCCAAGGAUGACGAGUAACGAUCGCGACAGCGUCAGUGACGAUGUUCUGGCUGCCUGGAACAGUUUAGGAGGGACCUACUAAACCUCCGCAUCGCUUUCUUCCUUUUGUCUCGUCACACUGCAUUACCACACUAUGAUACGAUUCCUUUCUAGCAUUUACAUUAUUCCACUUUCUGCGGUAUGAUACCCCCGCAUCACACGUUUCCGCCGCUUUCUAGCUCGGCCUACUUAACUUGUAAACCUAAAGUCGCCAUUUGCUACACGAUUUUCUAUGUCGCUUUUUUCACUGCAUUGCGUUAUCU
Molecule: messenger RNA, 3206 nt
Organism: Alternaria alternata
Lineage: Eukaryota; Fungi; Ascomycota; Dothideomycetes; Pleosporales; Pleosporaceae
Exons: 1
Coding region: 197-2986 (929 amino acids)
Source: RefSeq, a predicted model, not a curated record